AUGGAGGUUGGCUCUGUGGUACGAGCAGUCUUUGAUUUCUGUCCCAGCGUCUCUGAAGAGCUGCCCCUCUUCGUGGGAGAUGUCAUCGAGGUGCUGGCCGUGGUGGAUGAAUUCUGGCUCCUCGGCAAGAAGGAAGGUGUCACAGGGCAGUUUCCUAGCAGCUUUGUGGAACCUGUGGAUAUUCCCCCUUUGAAGCAAGGAGAAAAACUGUUUGUUUGUACCAGUGACUUCACGUCUCAAGAGCCAGGGAGCUUGUCAUUGCAGAGAGGAGACCUGGUGAUCCUGGGGGGCUCCCUAGCCUCUAGCUGGCUGCAGGGCCGAAGCAGCUGGGGUUCCAAGGGCUUUUUCCCCUCAUCAUGUGUGCGGGAGCUGUGCCUUUCAGUUCGGAGCCGUCAGCUGUCCCAGAGUGCUCUCCUGGAGGUGCCUGCCUACUCACUGGGCCAAGCCCGGGCCCUGAUGGACCUGUCUGCUCAGCUGGAGGAGGAACUGGACUUCAGGGAAGGGGAUGUGAUCAACAUUGUUGGUGUCCCAGAGCCUGGCUGGUUCGAAGGCGAGCUCAGAGGCUGCAGGGGCAUCUUCCCAGAGGGCUUUGUGGAACUGCUCACUCCUCUGCGAGCACCAGGAACCUCAGUGGAUCCAGAGCCCACAGGGACUUGUGACACCAAUGGGUCAGUGGAGAUGCCCCCCAAGGAGGAGGAGGAGCCAGGGAGUACCUAUGGUGUUGCCCUCUAUCAGUUCCAAGCCCUGGAGUCCAAGGAACUGGAUUUUGACGUGGGUGACAGGAUUCGGAUCAUAGGCAUUCUGGAGGAUGGCUGGCUGGAGGGGGAGCUGAGGGGGAAACGUGGCAUCUUUCCACACAGAUUUGUGAGGCUGGAAGCCUCUGAGCCUUGCAGAGAAAAGGCGGGUGCUGGGGAUCCCCAAGAUCCUUGCAGGAGCCAGGCAAUUUCUUCUCCUAAUAGCUGGGCAGCAUCCGAGCCCCAGGAGAGCCGGUGCAGCACCCAGGACCUGGACGAUUGGGUGGACAGCCAACAGGAGAAGUCCAAACCUUGUUCCUCCAGCUUGGGAGGUGCCCAGGUGGGCCUGGACACAUGGGCUGGGAGCUGGGCGGAAUGCUGCCCGCUCGCAGCGCAGGGGGACGGCUGCACGGACCUCGACUCCAAACUGACAGAGCAGCUGGCGCAGUUUGAGAAGAGUCUGACAACUACUGGUGCUGAGCAGGACAGGGUCUCCCGACACUUCUCUAUCUUGGACUACAGCUCUGAGAAGGACAUUGUCCGUGGGUCUCCUGAGUGUGUCCCCCACGCCAGGCAGCCAGAGAGGAGGAAGGCCCUGAGGCCACCCCCUCCUCGGCCCAGCAGCCUUGCGACGACCCCUGUGCACACGCUGGGUGGCCAGGUGCCCAAAGGCAGGUCUCUGUCCUUCUCAGUGAAGCCCUCCCGGCCUGCGCCCCGGCCUCCGUCAAGCAACCAGCGGAGGAGCGUGGCCCCUCCGCAGCUUCAGUCCAGCGCCCAGGAGCAGCGGGCAGAGGAGGGACGUGAGGACAUGACGCGGGCAGGAUCAGCUUCCCCCCGUUCCAUUCUGCUGACGAGGAUCGGAGAGGUGGAGCGAGACCUGGAGGCCUACGGCAAGACCCGCGCUGAGCUAAGCCUGAUGCUGGAGGAGCAGCAGGAUGAGCUGGUGAGAGCGGAGACCCUGGAAAACCUUGAUUUCUGUGACUCAAACAUCGAGACCCUCAGUGUGGAGCUGCAGGAGCUGAGAGAGCACAGCAUGGAGGAUCCAAGGCAGGAGCCGUGGCUCCUCAGCUGGGAAUAUGAGGACUGCUGUGCCGUGCGGAGAGAGGACGUGGCUGGGGUGGCCAUGCUGUGCGGUGAGGCUCACGUCAAUGACAGACCCAGGGUGAGGAGGCAGUACCUGGACUGCUGGGGAGCAGACAGCGGCUGCGACAGUUACAGGAAAGGGGAGGGCAUCUCCGUAGACCGACGGAGCAUGAACGGAGACUCUGGAGGUUUUUGGAAGGGAGGAGAUGGUAGCAUGAGCCUGGGGUCAGGGACUUGCUACACACGGUCUGAGAUGCAGGACAUGGACUACAACAGCUGUGGGGAGCUGGAAGACGAAGCCCCAGGGCCUGGGAUGCCAGCCAGGAGCAGUGGCAGAGCAGAGCGCACGAGGGUACGCACAGGCCGGCCAGACUGGAGCCAGAUCUGGGAGCAGGAGGCCGAGGAAGCAAACAGGGUGGGCUCUGUACUGCAGCGAAACAGCUUCUACAGACGGACGGCUCCCAGUGCCCUGCGGCACUCAGAGUUUGUGCAGACCAGGAAGAAGCAGCAAG
Messenger RNA from Pelecanus crispus (Dalmatian pelican), 2329 nucleotides. Lineage: Eukaryota; Metazoa; Chordata; Aves; Pelecaniformes; Pelecanidae. The record is from RefSeq and is a predicted model, not a curated record.